GCCCUAUACACGGAAGCUCUAUAACUCCAUACUCCCGGAGUCAUCACGCGCUCACUCACUGCCUUGCCUGGCCACGGUGUCUGCAGCGUGCUCUCCGUAUCAUCCGCCUUGUUGGACCAAAGGACACAAGCGCGUUUAAACUCGCUUCAACAAAUCGUGGAAAAUGUCUUCUACCCUCCAGAAACUCAUCACCCCCCUGGCCGAGGGCCCCGCAGAGCCCCCCAGGAACAAAGUGACCGUUGUGGGCGUCGGCAUGGUGGGGAUGGCCUGCGCCGUCAGCGUCCUGCUCAGGGAUCUGGCUGAUGAGCUGGCCCUGGUCGACGUGAUGGAGGACAAGUUGAAGGGAGAGAUGAUGGACCUGCAGCACGGCAGUCUGUUCCUGAAGACGCCAGUCAUCGUGGCCGAUAAGGACUACGCGGUGACGGCCAACUCCCGCGUGGUGGUGGUGACCGCCGGCGUGCGCCAGCAGGAGGGCGAGAGCCGCCUGAACCUGGUGCAGAGGAACGUCAACAUCUUCAAGCACAUCAUCCCCCAGAUCGUCAAGUACAGCCCCAACUGCAUCAUCAUUGUGGUGUCCAACCCAGUGGAUGUGCUGACCUAUGUCACCUGGAAGCUGAGCGGUCUGCCCAAGCACCGCGUGAUUGGCAGCGGCACCAACCUGGACUCAGCCCGCUUCCGUUACCUGAUGGCCGAGAGGCUGGGCAUCCACUCCAGCAGCUUCAACGGCUGGAUCCUGGGAGAGCAUGGAGAUACCAGUGUGCCCGUGUGGAGUGGCACCAAUGUGGCUGGCGUGAGCCUGCAGAAGCUCAACCCCGCGAUGGGCACCGACGGAGACAAGGAGAACUGGAAGGACGCCCACAAGAUGGUGGUCGACAGUGCUUACGAGGUGAUCAAGCUGAAGGGCUACACCAACUGGGCCAUUGGCUUGAGCGUGGCUGACCUGACGGAGAGCCUGGUGAAGAACAUGAACAGGGUCCACCCCGUCUCCACCAUGGUCAAGGGCAUGUAUGGCAUCAACGACGAGGUGUACCUGAGCCUGCCCUGCGUGCUGAACAGCACCGGCGUGUGCAGCGUGGUCAACAUGACGCUGACCGACGACGAGGUCGGCCAGCUCAAGAAGAGCGCCGACACACUCUGGGGCAUCCAGAAGGACCUGAAGGACAUUUAGAGUCGUGCUCCUGUACAUGCAUAUACCCAGAGAAUCACACACACACACACACACACACACAUAUACACACACACACACACCUAGAGUACCUCAGUCUGAUUAAAAACCCAUCGUUCACACUCUGAGUUACACUCCUGCCCUGACUGAAUGGUCACACUCUAUACCUGAUAACACACACACACACACACACACGCUUGUUCCAAACAGCACUUCCGACCGCACACACACACUCCAAGGAUUCAAACUCUACACACACACACAUACACACACACACUCCUAGCUGUUCUCUGUGACGGAUGUACACCCUUACAUCUCCGUCCAACUCUCCUUUGCCCGUAGGCUUCCAUUUUGGAUGUGAUUGCAUUGGUCAUUGUGUUGUUUUGCUUAGUGGUUCACCCCCCCACCACAAUGAAACACCUUUUGGAUGUCUCAUUCAGCUGGGUCCUUAUGAACAAGAACGAGACGUAAGAAACCAAGAAUGUGAGCUUUGCCACCCAAACCUCCUCCCUAUGGGCGUUGCAGUGUAGGGGCCAGAAUCUCAGUCUAUCUCCCUUCCAGCCUCUUGUAUUCUACUCCAGCAGUGUACUUGUAGACACACACACACACACACACUCAGCAGUAGCGCUUUGUUGAUCCCAAGUAUGAGGAAGAGGAUGAUUUUCUUCUUUAUUGUUUUUCUUGGGCACUCCGCUGUAUCCUGUAUGUUUGGGUCGAUGAGGAGGUCAGCCAAGGUGGAGGUGAACAAACAUGGUCCUUUUUUAAAAAAUCUUAAUGUAGAUGUCAUUCACGCUGUUGAAUGUGUUUAAAGCUGACAACACUGAUGAUUAAGUUAAUAAAGAUGUAAGCGGAA
This is a messenger RNA of Sardina pilchardus (European sardine), 2018 nucleotides long. It is a transcript of the gene ldhba, whose product is annotated as lactate dehydrogenase Ba. The record is from RefSeq and is a predicted model, not a curated record. The transcript is spliced from 8 exons. Bases 164 to 1168 code for a protein of 334 amino acids. Gene Ontology annotation, molecular function: L-lactate dehydrogenase (NAD+) activity. Gene Ontology annotation, biological process: pyruvate metabolic process; lactate metabolic process. Gene Ontology annotation, cellular component: cytoplasm. NCBI's taxonomy places the organism in Eukaryota, Metazoa, Chordata, Actinopteri, Clupeiformes, Clupeidae.